UCAGGAAAAAACCUUUUUUUUAAACAACUUUAACAACCCCUCAAUUCUCUCUCUUUCUCACACUACUCCCCUUUCCCUCUCAAACAAUUUUCGUUCCCCCCACCCUUCUCCUAUCAACCUUCCCUGCCCCACUAGAAGAGGAAAAGCCAAACCCUCACCUCUCAAAACCUGCAACUCCUAACUUUUGCAGAUCGCAGCUCCAGUGCGUCCAUCCCACCAAAACAUCCACUUUAAGCAAACCCACCUUCCCAGGCCUUCUAAAGCAAGAAAGAAAAAUUGGAAGCGGAGCUCCAUUUAUCUCUCCCAAUCUGAUUUCUAUCUUUCAUUGAUAGAGAGUCUUUCUUUUUCUCUUCUGUUCUCCACCUCUAAUGUGGCCGCCAUGGAGAAAAUCACCAAGUCGAAGUCCAAUUCCAACACACAACUCAGCGAUUUUCUCUUGCUCUUCAUUUAAAGAUGUUCAGAAUCUAUUCAAAGAAGAGCCGGAUCCAAUUCGCCGUAAGAAAUCCAACAUCUUCCAACGCGUUCGCAUCGCAAAUGCAGUACUCCGUACCUUGUCCUGCCCCGCAUCACUCCCUCCACUUCCUCCAUCAGAGACCAAUCUUUUGCCUUCCCCAUCGCCACCGCCUCCACCAGAUCCUGGGACGCCGCCAAUCUCAAUCUCUCUCCCAGGAGCAGAGAAGCGCAUCGUCGUCUACUACACCAGCCUCCGUGUGGUCCGCAAGACCUUCGAGGACUGUAGAACUGUUCGAUCGAUCCUAAAAGGUUUCAGAGUCUUCAUAGACGAGAGGGAUCUAUCAAUGGACGCUGGGUUAUUGGAAGAGCUAAAGUCGAUCUUAGGUAGUAAGGAGCUGAUGCUGCCUAGGGUUUUCAUCAGCGGUAGGUACGUCGGCGGUGCAGAAGAGAUCCGACAACUUCACGAGACCGGUGAGCUGAAGAGGUUCGUGGAAGGUUUUCCGGCGGCGGACACAGGUGUUUGCGAGGAAUGCGGAGGGCAUCGCUUCGUGUUGUGCGAUCAGUGCAACGGCAGCCAUAAGUGCUACAUGGAAAAAGGUGGCUUCAGGACUUGCCCAUCUUGCAAUGUGAACGGUCUGAUCAGGUGCCCUUCUUGUUAUUCUUCCGUAGGCUUUGAUACACCCAAGAAUCUCAAAGAAAGGGAUUUUUAACUUUUUUACAAAAUAGUAAAUUUUUUGGGUUAAGAAAAAUCAAAAACCAUUGUAGCGUAGGAAGGAGGGAAAACCAGGGAAGGAUAUGUUUUAUUAAUUUUUAUUUUUUUUCUUGAUUUAGUUGUUCAAAACAGUGAUAAUGUAAGUUUCGCACAUUAUCGCAUCAAUACUCCUUCGUCUAAA
This is a messenger RNA of Macadamia integrifolia, 1346 nucleotides long. RefSeq lists its product as uncharacterized. The coding region runs from base 369 to 1163 and encodes 264 amino acids. The record is from RefSeq and is a predicted model, not a curated record. The transcript has a single exon. Lineage: Eukaryota; Viridiplantae; Streptophyta; Magnoliopsida; Proteales; Proteaceae.